CUAUUGUUUUUAUCUCUAUCUUCGCUGCAUUUUAAUAUCCUUCUCCUCACGACCUACAUUUCAUUUUCGCUAUGGCCCGCAUUCCAUUCUUCUUAACUCUGUUGUGUCUGUCACUAUCCGUCUUCGCGGUAUCAUCUAGCAAGUGUAAAGUUGGCAAGCGUGCGGGGACGACGGCAGCUCUCGAGGCCCGCACCUGCGAGAAUGAAGACGGCGAAGACGGCUCUGGAGGCUGUGACCCAUGUGAUGACAAGUGCGAGACAAACAAACGGUCGCUGGAAGACGAAGACAUCUCAGUUAGGACCAUCUACGGGAAUGCCACCGUCCCUUGGGAAGAAGGAGAGACCGUCCGAUGGCACAUCCUGUCAGCACGUCAGAACAAGCAGCUCGUCUUCAACUGCAAGAGAAUUCCUGACAUUUGCCAAAAUAUGUGCUUCGGCAUUGAAUGCGCCAAUCCGAAGUUGCCCAGCACUUUGACAAAGAGCAGCGAUACGAAGACUUGCCGGGACGCGCGGAAGCGUAACACCUGUGGCGCAACAAAUCCGAACCGAUGCAGCGCCAAAUUUCCAGGAAAUGCGGGCAAGAUCAAGGACAUGUCCUGUGAUGAGUAUCCUUUUGCAAGUACUCGUGAAGGACAGACUCUGCAAGCUGUUACACGCUGCGUCCCAAAGGAACAGAACAGCAGUCAAGGAGGCCAGAUCAGCGGUCUCUACAAGAAGAUAACCCAAGGCACUCAGUUCGACGUCCGAUUCGACUUCAAGGGCGAUGGACAAGGUGCUCUACCUGGGGCGCCGGGAGCCACAGGCUAUUGCGCGGCCAACAGGAUCUGCGCACUCUCAGGAUAUCAGAAGGAUCAAUGAGUCGCAACUCUAUACAUUACUAGCCCAUCUUCAGUGUGAUCUACGUAGAUCUCCUAGUCCCGCAUCCAGAAUCCAAGAUGCAAAUUGGAUA
Molecule: messenger RNA, 948 nt
Organism: Rhodofomes roseus
Lineage: Eukaryota; Fungi; Basidiomycota; Agaricomycetes; Polyporales; Fomitopsidaceae
Product: deoxyribonuclease NucA/NucB-domain-containing protein
Exons: 7
Coding region: 72-857 (261 amino acids)
Source: RefSeq, a predicted model, not a curated record